CGUCGAUUCGAUCUGAGAGCAGACACAGGAGACCGUGAGCUCCUUCCACCUUCUUCAGCAGCUCCUCACGUGGAACGGGUUCAUCUGAGUCCCACACCAACACGUCACACCUGAGGAGGUCCAAACAACAGAACUGUAUCCAAAAUACUUUUUUUUCCUCUGCAUGGUUGAGGUAUGACUCCGCUCCAUUAUUCUCCACAAAACAGUCAACAACGGCACUGAAAGACUCGAGCUUCACUCCCCUUCUCAACGCAGAACUUUUAACCAUACGGACUACAGCAGCUCAGAGCAAGCAAGAGCACGGGAUUAUUGAUCAAUAUCAUACAGAAGAGAGGGGGUGUUAAGGCUUCAUUAGAUCACGUACGGAGAUCAGCUGGAGUUUAAACACCUUUGUAGGAGUCAGGUCUGUCCGGAGCAGCGUUUCAGUGAGCCAGGAGCUGGGAUGGCUUUACUGACCCUGCACAGAACACCGUCUGUGUCCACUGCGCCUGAUGAAACCAUUGCAAGAAGAGGAAGACUUCAGAAGAGGGAGAGUUUUGCUGUCGUCAGAGGUGCUGUGCUUUUACUAGAGGAAGGACCGAGGGAGGGGCCACAUGAAGAAGCCACGCCCUCCCAGUUUCCUAAUGCUCAGCUUGUGUGCGGAGCUUCACAUACAAACCACAGGCAUUUACAUGCUAUGAUCUCACUACUGAGACCUGAAGAUACCGUCAAACUGGCUGUGCGUUUGGAGUCGUUGAGUCCCAUCAGAGUGAGAUAUUUACUCAUCGUUACGACCACCAGCCACAAACAGGAGAGUCUUCUUCUCGGGAUGGAUUUCCCAAACAUCAACUGUGAUAAUUGCACUAUCGGCCUGGUUUUGCCCAUAUGGAGUGACACACAGGUGUAUCUGGACGGAGACGGUGGCUUCAGCGUGACGUCUGCAGAAUGCACAAGGAUUUUUAAGCCUGUAUCUAUUCCAACAAUGUGGUCCGUGCUCCAGGCUCUACAUGGCUGUUGCGAGCGGGCGGUGCAGGGUGCAGUGAUCCCGGGCUGUGGAUUGGACUGGGCUCAGCACUACAAACAGCACGUGGAAUCGGACCAGCAGUGCGUGAAUGAGUGGAAGGCCAUGAUGGGCCUGGAGUCGGUGCGCAAGAACAACAAAGGCCACAGCACAGAGACCGAGAGAGUGGAGAAAGAGAUUAAAGUCCAACUCAGAGACAUCAUGAGGACCAUGGACCUGGAGAACAUCACCUCCAAACAGGUCCGAUCUGCUCUGGAGGAGAGGAUCGGUUUGGACAUGAAGAACUAUAAGGAGUACAUUGAUAAUGAGAUGAUGGUCACCAUGGCUCAGAUGGACAAACCUUCUAAAAUCUUAGACUAUCUUUACCUGGGCUCUGAAUGGAACGCAGCCAACUUUGAGGAACUUCAGAAAAACAAUGUGGGGUACAUCCUGAACGUCACCAUGGAGAUCGAUAACUUUUUCCCAGAAUCCUUCACCUACAUGAAUAUCCGAGUGUACGACGUGGAGUCGACGGAUCUGCUCUCACACUGGAACAACACCUACAUGUUCAUCAACGAAGCCAGAAAAAGUGGGCAGUCUGUAUUGGUGCACUGUAAGAUGGGCGUGUCUCGCUCCGCCUCCACGGUCAUUGCGUUUCUGAUGAAGCAGCAGGGCUGGACAUUAGAGGAGGCGCUUAACCACGUGAGAGAGCGCAGACCCAUCGUCCACCCCAACGACGGCUUCUUAAGACAGCUAAAUACCUACAGCGGAAUCCUCAAUGCCAGUAAACAGAGGCACAGCUCCCUCUGGAAGCGGAAGUCUAGAUCGGACACGCUGAAUAAACCACUUCAGAAGCAGGAGCAGAAGGAGGAGACGGAUCGACAGCAGGGUGACUAUGAGCAUGGAGAAGAGGAGGAGGAAGAGCAGAGUCCAGAGGAGGAAGAGAGCUCAGAGACGGACGAGGAUGAGGAGAGAGAUGUGUUUGCUGAUUCAGUGUCUGAUGUCCUCCCUGAUGCAGCAGCAGCAACAACAAACCCUGUUAUUACCGUCCAGGACAGUGACAAGGUGACCCCGAGUCCUAGCAGAAGUGGAAGAAUGGAUCUGUUUUCUCUCAUGCAGUCCAUCCAGCUGGAUGAUGAGGAGCGAUUGAGCGAUCUAGAGAACGCAGCGGCUCAGAGGAAAUCUCCGGCCCAGAGGAGACGCAGCAGUCACAAACGACGAGCUCUGACUCACCAGAAAGCUCACGUGGACGUUUCUCCGGAUCCAAGCAGCAAAUCACAGGGCAGAAAACAGGAAAAUCCCAGGCUCGGCAACAGCGAGUAACAAUGAGGAGAGCGGAGAAAAGACUAAAAUAGAGAGGAGGAAGAACACACCUCUGGAGAAAGUCUGGAAAUCCUUGUGAUCGUUUUAAUGAAUCGUUUCAGUAUAAUGGUGAGGGAUUUUUGGUUUUUUUUGUUAGUUUGUUCCAGAGUUGAUUCAAAAGAAGACAGGAUGACGCGCACACACAAACACACACACAAACAAUUUCUCCACUUUCACACACACACACACACACACACACACAGCAA
This is a messenger RNA of Hemibagrus wyckioides, 2547 nucleotides long. RefSeq names its product protein phosphatase Slingshot homolog 3. Gene Ontology annotation, molecular function: actin binding; protein tyrosine/serine/threonine phosphatase activity. Lineage: Eukaryota; Metazoa; Chordata; Actinopteri; Siluriformes; Bagridae. The record is from RefSeq and is a predicted model, not a curated record. The transcript is spliced from 18 exons. Gene Ontology annotation, cellular component: cytoplasm. The coding region runs from base 443 to 2302 and encodes 619 amino acids. Gene Ontology annotation, biological process: protein dephosphorylation; negative regulation of actin filament polymerization; actin cytoskeleton organization.